GAAAUCCACAUCUGUGGGACGCCCCACACGGAACCACCUCCAGCGAGGGAGGCCAGGGGACUGCAGCACCGAGAUGAAGGGCUAGACCGAAGGAACGCUGCUCAUGCGACGGCCGGGAGCGCCUGCGAGCUGGAUCUGGUGGAGGAUGCUGCGGCAGGUGCUUCGCAGAGGGCUCCAGUCGUUCUGCCACAGGCUGGGUUUGUGCGUGAGCCGGCACCCGGUCUUUUUCCUCACCGUGCCCGCAGUCCUGACAAUCACCUUCGGCCUCAGCGCGCUCAACCGCUUCCAGCCCGAGGGCGACCUGGAGCGCCUGGUCGCUCCCAGCCACAGCCUGGCCAAGAUCGAGCGCAGCCUGGCCAGCAGCCUUUUCCCCCUGGACCAAUCCAAAAGCCAGCUCUAUUCGGACUUACACACCCCUGGGAGGUAUGGCAGGGUGAUCCUCCUCUCCCCAACCGGGGACAAUAUUUUGCUCCAGGCUGAGGGGAUCCUGCAGACCCACCGAGCCGUGCUGGAAAUGAAGGUGAACCACAAGGGCUAUAAUUAUACUUUUUCCCAUCUGUGUGUGUUGAGAAAUCAGGAUAAGAAAUGCGUGCUGGAUGAUAUUAUUUCAGUGCUAGAGGAUCUCAGGCAGGCUGCCGUCUCCAAUAAGACAACAGCCAGGGUGCAAGUGAGGUAUCCCAACACUAAAUUAAAGGAUGGGAGGAACAGUUUUAUUGGACACCAACUGGGCGGGGUAGUGGAAGUGCCAAACAGCAAAGAUCAGCGGGUCAAGUCAGCCAGAGCCAUUCAAAUCACCUACUACCUCCAGACCUAUGGCUCUGCCACCCAAGACCUCAUAGGGGAGAAGUGGGAGAAUGAGUUCUGUAAGCUUAUAAGGAAGCUCCAGGAGGAGCAUCAAGAACUCCAGCUCUACUCUUUAGCAUCCUUUAGCCUCUGGAGAGACUUUCAUAAGACCAGCAUCCUGGCCAGAAGCAAGGUCCUGGUGAGCCUCGUGCUGAUCCUGACCACAGCCACCCUCUCCAGCUCCAUGAAGGACUGCUUGCGCAGUAAGCCCUUCCUGGGCCUCCUGGGGGUGCUCACAGUAUGCAUCUCCAUCAUCACAGCAGCAGGGAUCUUCUUCAUCACCGAUGGAAAGUACAACUCCACCCUGCUGGGAAUCCCGUUCUUCGCCAUGGGUCAUGGAACUAAAGGAGUGUUUGAGCUUCUGUCCGGAUGGCGGAGAACCAAAGAGAACUUGCCCUUCAAAGACAGGAUAGCAGAUGCCUAUUCUGAUGUGAUGGUCACCUAUACCAUGACCAGCUCCCUGUACUUCAUCACUUUUGGCAUGGGUGCCAGCCCAUUCACAAACAUAGAGGCUGUGAAGGUCUUCUGUCAAAACAUGUGUGUCUCCAUUCUGUUGAACUACUUCUACAUUUUCUCCUUCUUUGGCUCCUGUCUGGUCUUUGCUGGCCAACUAGAGCAAAACCGCUACCACAGCAUCUUUUGCUGUAAGAUCCCUUCUGCAGAAUACCUGGAUCGCAAACCUGUGUGGUUCCAGACAGUGAUGAGUGAUGGGCAUCAACAGACGUCCCAUCAUGAGACGAACCCCUACCAGCACCACUUCAUUCAGCACUUCCUCCGUGAACAUUAUAAUGAAUGGAUUACCAAUAUAUAUGUGAAGCCAUUUGUCGUCAUCCUCUAUCUCAUUUAUGCCUCCUUCUCCUUCAUGGGGUGCUUACAGAUCAGUGACGGAGCCAACAUCAUCAAUCUACUAGCCAGUGAUUCACCAAGUGUUUCCUAUGCCAUGGUUCAGCAGAAAUAUUUCAGCAACUAUAGCCCUGUGAUAGGAUUCUAUGUCUAUGAGCCCCUAGAGUACUGGAACAGCAGCGUCCAGGAUGACCUAAGAAGACUCUGUAGUGGAUUCACUGCAGUGUCCUGGGUGGAGCAGUACUACCAGUUCCUGAAAGUCAGCAACAUCAGUGCCAAUAACAAAAGUGACUUCAUCAGUGUCCUGCAAAGCUCAUUUUUAAAAAAGCCAGAAUUCCAGCAUUUUCGAAAUGAUAUCAUCUUCUCCAAGGCAGGGGAUGAAAGCAAUAUCAUUGCUUCUCGCUUGUAUCUGGUGGCCAGGACUAGCAGAGACAAGCAGAAAGAAGUCAUAGAAGUGUUGGAAAAGCUGAGGCCCCUAUCCCUCUCAAAGAGCAUCCGAUUCAUCGUGUUCAACCCCUCCUUUGUCUUCAUGGACCAUUACAGCUUGUCUGUCACAGUGCCUGUUCUGAUUGCAGGCUUUGGUGUUCUCCUGGUGUUAAUCCUGACUUUUUUCCUAGUGAUCCACCCUCUGGGAAACUUCUGGCUAAUUCUUAGCGUCACCUCAAUUGAGCUGGGCGUUCUGGGCUUAAUGACAUUAUGGAACGUCGACAUGGAUUGCAUUUCUAUCUUGUGCCUUAUCUACACCUUGAAUUUCGCCAUUGACCACUGUGCACCACUGCUUUUCACAUUUGUAUUAGCAACUGAGCACACCCGAACACAAUGUAUAAAAAGCUCCUUGCAAGAGCAUGGGACAGCCAUUUUGCAAAAUGUUACUUCUUUUCUUAUUGGGUUAGUCCCCCUUCUAUUUGUGCCUUCGAACCUGACCUUCACACUGUUCAAAUGCUUGCUGCUCACUGGGGGUUGCACACUUCUGCACUGUUUUGUUAUUUUACCUGUGUUCCUAACGUUUUUCCCCCCUUCCAAAAAGCACCACAAGAAAAAGAAACGUGCCAAGCGAAAGGAAAGAGAGGAAAUUGAAUGCAUAGAAAUUCAAGAGAACCCGGAUCACGUCACCACAGUAUGAGGGGUAUAGACCAGUGGAUUAUUUUUCUUUUCCAGUAUUGCACAAUGAUGCAGGGCAAGUAAAGCUCAGACCUCAGCUGCUUGGGCUGGCCAGG
Messenger RNA from Pan troglodytes (chimpanzee), 2903 nucleotides. RefSeq names its product patched domain containing 4 (gene PTCHD4). The record is from RefSeq and is a predicted model, not a curated record. NCBI's taxonomy places the organism in Eukaryota, Metazoa, Chordata, Mammalia, Primates, Hominidae. Bases 104 to 2809 code for a protein of 901 amino acids. The transcript has 4 exons. Gene Ontology annotation, cellular component: membrane.